This is a messenger RNA of Penicillium malachiteum, 582 nucleotides long. RefSeq lists its product as uncharacterized. The record is from RefSeq and is a predicted model, not a curated record. Gene Ontology annotation, biological process: transmembrane transport. Gene Ontology annotation, molecular function: transmembrane transporter activity. The transcript has 3 exons. Bases 1 to 582 code for a protein of 193 amino acids. NCBI's taxonomy places the organism in Eukaryota, Fungi, Ascomycota, Eurotiomycetes, Eurotiales, Aspergillaceae.
AUGGCUGAUGCGUUCCAGUUUUUGUUAGGAUUGAUCGGAGCCUCACAAUGUACAAGCUACAAUGGUCUCAUGGUUGCUCGCGUUUUUCAGGGACUGGGAAGUGGUGUCUGUGAAAGUCUUCCAGUACAGCUGGUGAACGAUAUCUUCUUCAUUCAUGAGCGUGGGAAGAAAAUAGACUACUAUACCAUUUGCCCAUGCCUGGGAUCAACAGGUCCUCUUUACGCAGGGUAUAUGCUCGGUGGGGGUUAUUCAUGGCGCCUUUUCUUCUACGUUGAGGCGGCCUUUGCGGCUGCUGUGCUUGUCAUGGCGUUUUUAUUCGUUGAAGAAUCGACAUACCACCGCGAGACUCAACCAACGCCAGAUUUGUCCUUAACGGACUCAUUGGAUAUCGGAGAGAAAGAUAUAAAGCUGAAUUACCCUCAGCUAUCUUUCCAUGCUUCAAUACGCACUGCCCCAAUGCGGAAAAGCUAUUUUUCAACCCUCAAACCAUGGAGUGAUGUUGAUCAUGAUGCUGAAUUCACGAUGACCAUGCUACGGUCAUUCACAUACUUCCUUGUUCCGGCCGUUUCUGGGUCAUCGUAA